Molecule: messenger RNA, 1441 nt
Organism: Caenorhabditis angaria
Lineage: Eukaryota; Metazoa; Nematoda; Chromadorea; Rhabditida; Rhabditidae
Source: the annotation of a GenBank genome assembly
AUGACGACGAGCGAAGCAGUGUCCAGUUUUAGGUGAGUUACUGAUGUUUUUCAACACUUUGAUAGCAAUUUGUAUUUCUAUUUUCUCGAUUUUUAUUUAUUUUUAUUUUGAGGACAGGUAAUUUGCCACGUGAACCUUGUUCUUUUUGCAUUUCUAAUAUAAAUUUUCAAUGGAAGAAGAAAUUUGUUCAUCGGAAAUCUCUAUUUUUCCCAGGGUUCCAAUAUUUUCGUCAUGCUCAAAACUUCAAAAGCUAGCGGAAUCGGAGAACAAAAUUCUCACAUCGCUUGGCAUCAAAUAUUUGUCGAGGCUUAUCAAGGUUGGUUAAAAAAUUUUUAUCAAAUAUUAUUUAUGAGGAAUUUGAAAAAAAAAGUUUGCUCAAAAAAAUUCCAAAAAAAUGUUAUUCAGAAUUCGGCUCAAAAAGUCUUUCAGAAAGAUUUUGUGUAUUAGAAAAUGUUCACAGUAUUCUGAAACUCGGAAAAAAAAGAUUUUUCAAAAAUGUUUUUUUAAAAUUCAAAUGUUCAUAUUUCAGAUUCCAUUCCAAAAUUCUGAGAUCAACACAAUUACUGUGGAAUGUGAGCAAAGUCGCCCAAAAGUUGCCUACCCGAUAGUGCUCAUUCAUGGCUUCGGAGCUGGCUCAGCACUUUGGGGCUCGGCGAUCAAACGAUUUGCUCAAAUACAAACUGUUUUUGCCAUGGAUCUUCUCGGUUUUGCCAGAUCUUCUCGCCCAAAAUUCUCCGAAAAUCAUGAAGAAGCCGAAUCAGAAAUUGUGGAAUCUAUCGAAAUGUGGAGAAAUGAGAUGAGAUUGGAGAAGAUGAACAUUGUUGCGCAUUCGUUUGGUGGAUAUUUGGCAACCUCGUAUGCUAUCAAAUAUCCGAGUCGUGUUCAUAAUUUGAUACUUGCUGAUCCUUGGGGUUUCACUGACAAAGAUCCCAAUAGAUUUCCUCAAACAAAAACUAUCAGAUUUAUCCGAUGGUUUGUUGAGACAUAUAAUCCAUUAACAAUUAUGAGAAUGUUUGGAUCUUUUGGUAAGAACAUUUAUUUUGAAAUAUUUUCCAAUCAUAAGAUUUUGUUUGUAGGUCCAAAUCUGAUGCGUCGAACUCGUCCAGAUCUCAAAGAUAAAUAUUCGGAAAACGUCUACGAUUACAUAUAUUUAUGCAAUUCCCAACGACCCUCGGGAGAAAAAGCGUUCAAAAAUAUCGCGACAGAUUUGGCUUGGGCGAAACGUCCAAUGGCUCAACGAUUCCAUGAACUCGACACAAAAGUGCCAGUCACAUUUAUACACGGUGUUCGAAGUUGGAUUGAUUACGAAUCCGUUUCGCAUUUGUAUGAUUUAGAACAUGUGAAUCAAUAUGUUGUAGAAGGUGCUGGACAUCAUGUUUAUGCAGAUAAUAGUGAUCGAUUUAAUGAUAUUGUUGUAAAUACUUUAGAAAAUUCAAAAUAA